Cladophialophora yegresii CBS 114405 is the source of this 1263-nucleotide messenger RNA. RefSeq lists its product as uncharacterized. Bases 1 to 1263 code for a protein of 420 amino acids. The transcript has 2 exons. Lineage: Eukaryota; Fungi; Ascomycota; Eurotiomycetes; Chaetothyriales; Herpotrichiellaceae. The record is from RefSeq and is a predicted model, not a curated record.
AUGGGGGACAGUGUCUCCCUAAGCGAUCACAUUGCAAGACUGGAGAUCGAACGAGUCGGUGAUCCCGGAAUUCUUGCUCACGACUCCGCGACCAGAAAUGACCCUGCUGCGACGGUGCGCCCGCCCGCGGAGAUCCCAGACGUAUCAAAGCGCCUGGGCUUCGAGCUCCGUCCUCAGAUGUCCAAGUCGUCGAAAUCAAUCCGCCUCGAGUCACCGCCAGUAGUCACACGGCCACCCAAGGUCAAAUCGAUUGGCUUCAGCCAUGCUGCCCUCUCUUGGCUGGCUUGGAAUCGAAACGAGGAGAGAGACGUUCCCGACUGUGCAAGGUCUAUGCACCGGUCAUACUCCUACCGGACGACAUUUCGGUUUCUCGGGUUCAGCCUGUCCAAAGACAUUAAUUACAAAACCUCGGCAAGUGGGAUCGAUAGUGCCAUGGAAACCAUCCGCUUGGGAUGGGGAAGCUCGGAAGCCAACUGGGUAUCUGAUAAGCUACCAAAACUCCGCCAGCGAUUGGGAUUGGUCAGAAAAGAGCAACCAUCUCCAACAGACGCAGAAAGACAAAGCGUUUCGAGUCAAGAGCAGAGCAGCACAACAGCUGUCGAAAAUCAGAAGGCGUCAAAUGAACCUGGACGCGUGGUCCGCAGCGCUGUACAUCCCUGGCUAGAUGACUACCAUUAUGUGGUCGUGGGCAUCAUGGCCGACCAAACGGCGCCAAAAGAAUCCCUACGUCGCGUAAUGCGUAUCGAUGGACUGUUCCAGCAAAUUCGCAAGGCCCACAGGCAGUUGCGGAGUCCGAUUCGAAGAGGAAUGUCUCUCAAAGAGGUGUCUGGCUUUGGCAUUUACCAGUGCGACCCCAGCAAAGGCCACCACCGCGAGGUGGAACUGGACGCCGAAACAAAGCGAGCGCUCGCAGAGCUCUGGCGGAGCUAUAACACUCACAAACUCGACUAUGAGGGUCGUUGGCUGAUGUGGAUCCACCAGCAUUUCAACAAUAGCUCGAAGAAUGCGGAAUCGGGUACGUUGACUUUGGAGUUGAAGCUCCGUUGGUCGGUCUUCAAGGUUGUGUUCUGGGGCGUGGUGCCAAUCCUGCUGAGCUUGGCCGUCGGCUUCUGGUACAUGUACUCGGAUCAUGGCGAAGUCGACGACGUGGCGGUUGCGGAAGCCGCGUGGGUGAUUGCCACGUACAUAAUCACUACAUCAGCGUGUGAGUAUCCCCCUUGCCAGCUUGAUCCCGCAAACUCGUUAACCCGGAGCACUCAGUGA